Messenger RNA from Microcebus murinus (gray mouse lemur), 3056 nucleotides. NCBI's taxonomy places the organism in Eukaryota, Metazoa, Chordata, Mammalia, Primates, Cheirogaleidae. The record is from RefSeq and is a predicted model, not a curated record.
GGCCGCCUGGCUCGCCGGCCGCUCGCGCGCUGGCCUGGCCGGGGCCCGCAGCCAUGGAGGACUUUAUCGUCAUCUCGGACGACAGCGGCUCCGAGAGCUCCGGGGGGACCCGCUCGGGCCGGGCGCGGAGGCUCCGCCGGGCCCUGUCCCGGACCCCCGGCGCGCUGCCCCGCCGGACCGUGGACUUCAUUGACUUAACUAGAGAAGCCAGACCAAGGGCAAAGGAUCGCAGUGGACUCUGUGUGAUCGACCUGACGAGAACUGAAGAAGAAAGCAGACCUAUUGCCACUCUCGAUUUGACUUUAGAACCCGUCACUCCUUCCCAGAAGGAGCCCACCAGUGUUCAGACGUGUCCCAGCCUCUCCAGCAAAGACGUAACGGAAGGACGAGUGGACAGGAGCUCUCGACCUGCGGCACGGAGAAUCGUUAACAGUGAUCCCGUGGAUUUGGACUUGUUGGAAGACAACACAUAUGAGGGUCCCCAACCCCCUACAGCCAUAAGCGGGGACUCUGUUUACCCAGCAGAGCCGAACUGUAGCACACCCAUGUUCAAAGGUGACCUCAACUUCUUGGCAAGGUUACAGCUGUCUUCAGAUGUCAGCUCCCUCUCCCCAGCAAGCAAUAAUGGCAGCAGCAGCAGCAGCCGCCAGAGGGCACCCUUGCCAUGUCCACAGCAAGAUGUGCCUUGCCCACUACAAGCCUUGCCGUGCCCACUGCGAGCCUUGCCAUGUCCUCUGAGAGCCUCUCCAUGUCCACCACGAGCCUCCUCGUGUCCACCACGAGCCUUGUCAUGCCCGCCACACACCGUGCAGUGCCAGCUGCAAGCUUUGCCUCAUCCACCUCAAGAAGUGCCAUGCCCUCCUCAAGAUGUGCGGUGCCCUCAGCAGAAUAUGCCAGCCUCACCUCAAGACACACUGUGGCAUCCUCAGCACUUAGCACAUCCACCUCAAGACUCUCUGGGCCUACCUCGAGAUGCACCAGGCCCACCGCAAAACACACUAUACCCACCAGAUGCGGCACAGCUGCAAGACAUGCCACAGCUACCAGGAGACAUGUUGCAGUCACCAGGAGAUGCACCACAGUCACCAGGCAACGUGCCACUGUCACCGAGGGAUGUGCCACCAUCACCAGGAGAUGCACCACAGACACCAGGGAACGUGCCACAGUCACUAGGUGAUGUGCCACAGUCACUAGGUGAUGUGCCACAGUCACCAGGAGAUGUGCCACAGUCACCAGGAGAUGCACCACAGACACCAGGGAACUUGCCACAGUCACCAGGAGAUGUGCCAUACCUACCGGGAGAUGUGCCAUACCUACCGGGAGAUGUGCUGCGUUCACCUGGGGACAUGCCAUGCUCCUCAGAGGACAUGCCAUGCUCUCCUGGGGACACACCUCACUUACCGAGAGACAGGCCUGACUCCCCCCAGAAUGAUGUGCAGAACAUUAACACUCCCAUGGAUAUCUCAAACCCAUCCUCUCCGAGCUGCUCUCCCAGCCCGCAGUCUCCACAAUCCGAAUCUUCCUUAGAGAAGGUUCCUUGGCUCUCUGUCAUGGAAACCCCAGCCAGAAAAGAGAUAUCACUGUCAGAGCCAGCGAACCCCGGGCCUGCCCAGGUACAAGCACGGACACCACAAGGUGGGCUGUACAGCAGACCGUGCCUGCAUCGGCUGAAGUACUUCCUCCGACCUCCGGUUCAUCACCUCUUCUUCCAGACACUAAUACCAGAUAAAGAUACAAGAGAGAACAAAGGUCAAAAAUUAGAACCCAUCCCUCAUCGAAGACUAAGAAUGGUGACAAACACCAUUGAAGAAAACUUUCCCCUGGGGACCGUGCAGUUUUUGAUGGACUUUGUGUCACCCCAGCAUUACCCACCCAGAGAAAUCGUGGCUCACAUCAUCCAGAAAAUCCUGCUCAGUGGCUCUGAGACUGUGGAUGUCCUAAAGGAAGCCUACAUGCUUCUCAUGAAAAUUCAACAGCUACAUCCAGCCAAUGCCAAGACAGUGGAGUGGGACUGGAAACUGCUCACCUAUGUCAUGGAGGAAGAGGGGCAGACUCUGCCUGGCCGGGUCCUUUUCCUGCGUUACGUAGUGCAGACCCUGGAAGACGACUUCCAGCAGACCCUGAGGCGGCAGCGGCAGCACCUGCAGCAGUCCAUCGCAAACACCGUGCUGUCCUGCGACAGGCAGCCCCACAAUGUCAGGUACCCACCUGCUGCGGGAGAGACCCAGCCUGACAUGGCCACUCCUGACGUAGGAAUCGGGAACCCUCCAGAAGGCCAGAGGGUGGCUCCUUGCAAGACCCUCCCACCCACCUGUGUCCUGUGUUCUGGACUCAGGAUUGUGUGCCAGCUUCAGAGGAUGCUAUCCAUAGCCGUGGAGGUGGACAGGACCCCCACCUGCAGCUCCAAUAAAAUUGCUGAGAUGAUGUUUGGAUUUGUGCUGGACAUUCCUGAGAGGAGUCAGAGAGAGAUGUUCUUUACUACCAUGGAGAGCCACCUUCUGCGCUGCAAAGUGCUAGAAAUCAUAUUCCUGCACAGCUGCGAGACGCCCACGCGCUUGCCCUUGUCUCUGGCCCAGGCCCUCUACUUUCUGAACAACUCCACGUCUCUGCUCAAGUGUCAGUCGGAUAAAACGCAGUGGCAGACUUGGGACGAACUGGUUGAGCAUCUGCAGUUUCUGUUGUCUAGUUACCAACAUGUCCUAAGAGAGCACUUGCGGAGUUCAGUGAUUGAUCGAAAAGACUUAAUAAUCAAAAGGAUUAAGCCAAAGCCCCAGCAGGGAGACGACAUCACAGUGGUGGACGUGGAGAAGCAAAUCGAGGCCUUCCGCAGCCGCCUGGUCCAGAUGCUGGGGGAGCCGCUCGUCCCCCAACUCCAAGACAAAGUGCACUUGCUGAAGCUGCUCCUCUUCUACGCCGCGGACUUGAACCCUGACGCGGAGCCUUCUCAAAAGAACUGGGGCAGCUCCUGAGGGCCUUCUACGCACUGGACACCAAGAAUACCUCCUGGACUCUGUCUCCAACUACUUAGAAGCUCUAAAAGUAUGAAAAGUAGUUAA